Truncatella angustata is the source of this 1552-nucleotide messenger RNA. RefSeq lists its product as uncharacterized. The coding region runs from base 83 to 1216 and encodes 377 amino acids. NCBI's taxonomy places the organism in Eukaryota, Fungi, Ascomycota, Sordariomycetes, Amphisphaeriales, Sporocadaceae. The record is from RefSeq and is a predicted model, not a curated record. The transcript has 2 exons.
AUUUACUCUCUCUGAUCUUUUGGACAACCCUUUGAACUCGACCCCUGGGCAGGCGGCUCUAGGUCAAGUCAGGACGGGCACAAUGCGAGGCACACCACUUCCCAUGCCACUGCAGACGCUGCUCCUGCUGCUGCUCACAACCACCCCGGCCCCGACCCACGCCUUCGAGAACGACUUCAGCGCCUACCCGGCGGGCUCGCAAUCAUGCAUGUCCUCGUCGGCGGACGCGAGCGGGUGCACAGGCGACACGGGUCAGGAGAUGAACUCGUGCCUGUGCACCAACGGCGGCAACUUCAUCUACAACGUCGCGUCGUGCGUGUCCAAGGAGAGCCCGAGCGACCUGAAGACAGUCUACGCCACGCUGCAGAACAACUGCGACGGCACCGGCGUCAUCAUCACCGUGGGCGAGGCUGCCUUCCUGGCCCAGGCGAGCGCUGCCACCGAGACCCAGGCCACCGCAACGGCUACGCCUACGACGACGACGACGAGUCAGACGGCUACGGCAACCACUACAGGCAUGACGACGACGACGACGACGACGGGCACAGGGGGCCCCAUAACGACGACGACGACGGGGGCGACGAGUAGUCCGACCAGCACAGGAGCCGCAGGCAGCGCCGGCCUGUCCACGGGCGCAAAGAUCGGCAUAGGGGCCGGCAUAGCGAUCGGGGGGAUCCUGUGUCUCCUAGGCGCUGUGUUCAUCUGGGUGUACAACCGGCGGCGGCGACCGGCGCCGGGCGGCGCAUACACGCAGACGGGGGGCUCGCCGCUGCCGGGGGAAUACAGCAGCACGUUCGGGACCAGCAGCACCGCACAGGAGCUGCACAGUCCGUAUCCGGAGAACAGCGCAAUCCCGCUGUCCGCGUCGACGGGCUGGAACACGGUGUCGCCCAUCGGGACCCACUCGACCAUGGCGGCGGGCGGCAUGGGGGGCAUAUUCUACAAGCCGCAGGACGCGCAGCAGACGACGAUGAAUACUACUACUGGUGGUGGGGUUGGUGCGGGACAGCCGCUGCUGGCGGUGGCGGAGCUGGGCACGGAGCAGCGACAAGGACCGGUGGAGUUGUAUGCGCCGCAUCACCCGCCAGACGCGGGCAGUCAUCUCACGCCUGGGUUCCGGGCGGAGCUGCCGGGGGGUGAGAUUCCGGAGAGGUAUCGGAGUCCGCCGGGCAGCCAUUCGCCGUAUUCGCCGCCUUAUGAGAGGAGUCAUUUCUGAGACGGAUAGAUGGAUGAUAUGUGAUAGAUUAAUGAUCAGGGCAACCGACUUCUGAAUUCAAAAAUGGUUCCAUGGAGUGAUUGGUGACUUACCGCUGCGUGUUGGGGGCCGCUCGGAGAUGAGCUCGGAAAGAAUGGUUUCGCGAUCACAAGGAACCUGCUUGGGUUCAAUGGAUCGGUCUUGUUCACACGUGCGACGAGCUGUCAAAACUCGUCUCGCGUAAUGCUCUGCCGCUGUGAUGGGAGUUCCCAAGGUACCAAAUCAUGCGACUAUAUUUGGAGAGGAUUAUUCAAGAUGAGUUUGGGUAUCAAGAACGUGUACAUAUACGGUGCAUGG